This is a messenger RNA of Eruca vesicaria subsp. sativa (arugula), 429 nucleotides long. NCBI's taxonomy places the organism in Eukaryota, Viridiplantae, Streptophyta, Magnoliopsida, Brassicales, Brassicaceae. The record is from the annotation of a GenBank genome assembly.
AUGAAGUUUUCAAUUAUAGGACUCAAACAAGAAGUCAUCUCAACUUUACUACUUCAUAUGGACAGAACAAUUUACCAGGUUGAAACAUUCACCCAAUUUGGUGUCGUAUUUCUAUGCUUCUUGUUGAGUCUAGAAUUCUCCACUGCUAAGAUUGCAAUGGAGAAUAUUCAAUUAAGUGAUCAAGAAGCUGUUGUUGAUGGUCAGUGUGGAUCUAGUUUACAAGUUUCGGCUGAUUUAAGUUUAAUAAAUAAAAAGUCGGUUGAGUCUUUUUGCGAGGAAGACGACGCUUUACUUAGUGAAGACGAUGCUUCAGUUAGUGAAUUUGAGGAAGAAUAUGAAUUAGCCAACAUAGAGGAUCAACUUGAGACUGAGGAUAUUGAUGCUUUGGAAACAAACAAUGAGAAUGAGCAGAAAGAUGACAUUACCUAG